Paramacrobiotus metropolitanus is the source of this 2227-nucleotide messenger RNA. RefSeq lists its product as uncharacterized. Bases 707 to 1861 code for a protein of 384 amino acids. The transcript is spliced from 4 exons. NCBI's taxonomy places the organism in Eukaryota, Metazoa, Tardigrada, Eutardigrada, Parachela, Macrobiotidae. The record is from RefSeq and is a predicted model, not a curated record.
ACUGAUCGGCGAUGUGCAACACAAUAAUGCUGUAGUUAUAAAUAUAUACACUUGUCACAGCUUUAAUCCCAAAAGCAAACGAAAACCCAGAAUGAUAUCAGUUGCUAUGAUUAACGCGUUUUUUGAAGGCAUAUAAUCCUUUCCGUUACAACACAAAUCGUAACAGUUCAGUUUUACUCUGAUUUCUGAAGCGAAUGUUUUAAAAUGUUGAUGACCUUGAAGAAGAAAGUGAAGAGUAUUACCAGCUUGAUUUUAGCUGACGACGAUAAGAUAUCGCUGUCCAGUAGUGAUUCCAGUGUAGCAUAUCCGAAUAAUCGCAAUUCUCCGACGGCCGGGAGCACCGGAAGUCCCGUUAAACGCCAGGCACCGCCACCACCACCGCCGCCGGCAACGGUGACACCGCGACCGUAUUCCCGCAGUCCAUUUCCGGGAUGGCCGACUAUACGGAUAAUCGGGCAAAAUUAAUGGCGGAUAUUCGGAAAAGUCCAAAAUUGGCGCGCGUGGAUCGCAGCCAGAUUCGGGAUCACAGCAGCCCAACAUUCGGGUCGUCUUCCGCCGGAAACAAUGUAACAGCAACGAGCUAUUCUCGUCAAUCAGCAUCCUCCCAAAUGUCCCAGUCCCGAACCGUCAUUUCCUGGUACCCAUUCCCCGGCUUCAUCCCGACCAGGAAGCCGCUUCAGCCAGACGUCGAACGCCUCCUCGCGUUAUGACGCCCCCAGCGCCCCCAACACCCGUCCCACUAUCCCCUGGCCACCCCACCUUCAUCCGGGACGGCCCCGAUUCCGGUCGCUCUUCGCCGAAAACAUACGUCCGUGAUGAUCCUGAUGCAGCCCGGAAAUCCCCUCCUACCUAUGUUCGCGACGACCCGGAAGCGGUGCGGAAACGUUUGGGUUCGCCAACCCCGAGUCGCAGCCGGGCGUUGAGUCCCAGUCGGGCAAACUACCUCCCGGUGGUGGGGAAGGGACUCUUCCCGAAGGAGAUUGAACAGGAGACCAUUGUUAACUCGCAUAACAAACCUAUUUCCAGCGAGACACUGCGGCGGGAAUAUUUGGGGUUGAAGAAAAAUGGGAGCGGUGCGACGGAUGGUCGGAGCAGUCCGUACGGUGUGCAACUGAAAUCUGUGUCAAAUUCAUUGGCACCGAAAGCCCCGAUCCUUAAAACGGUCAACUGGGCGCCGCAUAUUGCGACAUCUAUGAAUGGACGAAAUUCCAGCAGCUCCGUGCAUUCACAAUAUUCUGCCGCCGGCAAAACAUCGGACAUCAGCUCGCGUUCUCGCAGUCGAUCUCGGGACGACUUCCUGCAUACUGAAAUAGGCUACCAGUCAAGAUUGUCUUCGCGCAAUUCAAAUGAGGAUAAGGAAAGGUUUUAUCGGAGCACGUCUGUGCCGGCUCUCAAUCGCGGAAAGUUCGCUGUUAAAACACAUGAAUGGUCAAGCGACAUUGAUGACAAGGUGUCAGAUGAAGAACUAGAUCAGCUGUUCAGCGACGUCUACUCGCAGCUGGAUCAGCUGAACAACGGGGAUACAAAGAUCGUGGCAACAUCUACUAAUGUUCCAGAAAGGCGUAGCGAGACACCGUUUGAGGCGGCCGUCCGCGAUGCCUUCAACGAUAUCAAGAAGGAUGGUGGGCUGGAGAAUGCCAGGGAAAUCGAGAUUUCCACGCGAGAGAUUCACCGAAAGGUCACCAUUACUACCACGCCGAAGCAGGAGCGGAAAUUCCCGCUGGCUGAUAGUAACACAAUGGGGAAUCAACGAGUCCAGUUGCCUCAAAAUAUUACAGGAAAGGUUACGAGUUUUAGAAAAAUUUGCAUCUUAAGGAUUAGAGAAAAUGACCAUUAUAAAACAGCAGUAACAUGUACUUAAUUGCGACUAUGGUUUGUAGGCGGUCGCAUCAUGAACCCGGCGACAUCCGUGGCGCAAGCGCAAGACAACGCCAGACUCGCCAUUCGCCAGACACAAAUCCAGUACGAGCGUAGUGCCUAGUGUAUCUGUAUGGCGGAAAAAUUAAAGGAGUGUUUUUAUACUCGUAGUUUUUUUUUGUGCAGCAUACAUAACAUAUUGUGUCAAUAUGCCAUGCAUGCCAAUGGUUACGUAUCCCUAUGAAUCUCCCCUGUUGUUCUGUUCCGCAUUGCCAUUACUACCCUUGCAUAAUACUCUAGCUGUAUGCGGCAUGCCUACCGUAUGUAUGUGUUUCCCUAAGUGUUCACUGUAAUCUGUUUUACCAGGGCA